This is a messenger RNA of Fundulus heteroclitus (mummichog), 1739 nucleotides long. Its product is annotated as intermediate filament protein ON3. Gene Ontology annotation, biological process: intermediate filament organization; keratinization. The record is from RefSeq and is a predicted model, not a curated record. NCBI's taxonomy places the organism in Eukaryota, Metazoa, Chordata, Actinopteri, Cyprinodontiformes, Fundulidae. The coding region runs from base 81 to 1364 and encodes 427 amino acids. The transcript has 9 exons. Gene Ontology annotation, molecular function: structural constituent of skin epidermis. Gene Ontology annotation, cellular component: keratin filament.
GAGAAGCAUGCACAAGAGCGCUCCAGCACCACCUGAACUUGCCACAAUUUCCAGCAGAAAGAUCUCUGACAAACGGCAUCAUGAGUGUGAGGGUCAAACAGAAAAGACGAUCCAGAGCUUAUUCCUCCACGGAAGGCUUCAGCAGCAGGUCAAUGGGAUCCAACCAGGUCCCCAAAGCCAGCGCCACAAAUAAAGUGGUUCCCCUUCGACCUGUUACGUUCAACAGGAGCCUUCUUACUCCUCUGAAGAUAGACAUGGAUCCUGCUUCCCAGGCUCUGCGCAUCCAGGAGAAGGAGCAGAUCAAGGGCCUGAAUAACCGCUUCGCAUCAUACAUCCAAAAGGUUCAGCUGCUGGAGCAAGAGAACAAAAUGCUGGAAACCAAGUGGCAGCUUGUGCAGAAUCAGACCACCGCUUCCACCAAUAUUGAGCCCAUAUACAGAAGCUUCAUCGAUAACCUGCAAAGACAGCUGGACCUUGCCCUCAGAGACAAAGCACAACUUGAGAGGGAGAAGACCGGCAUGAUCAAUCAAUUGGACAAUUUCAAAACAAAGUAUGAAGAGGAGCUCAACAGAAGGGCUGAGGGAGAACAAGUCUUCGUUAAUCUCAAAAAGGAUGUGGAUACUUCCUACACCGCCCAGGUGCAAUUAGAAACCACAAAGGCAGCUCUUGCAGACGAGGCCACUUUCCUCAAGGCUAUUUAUGAAGCUGAGCUGAGAGAGCUGAACGGGAGCAUGGGGGAUACCUCUGUAGUGGUGGAGAUAGACAACUCCCGCAACCUGAACAUGGAUCAGAUUAUUGCUGAUAUCAAGGCUCAGUAUGAGGAAGUCGCUGCCCGAAGUCGCGAAGAAACAGAAAUAUGGUACAGGACAAAGGUUGAGCUGAUGACGGAUAAGGCAAACCAGUGUGACAACGAGCUGCAUUCCACCAAGGCGGAAAUAGCUGAGCUCAAACGGAUGAUCAAUCGCGUGAAGCAUGAAAUCGAUGUUACAAAUGCUCAGCGCGCCACCGUCGAAACCAGCAUUGUUAAUAUGGAUGAAAGUGGGGAAAAAGCCGUGCUGGAUGCCAGAGAACGCAUCAAGGCGUUGGAGCAAGCUUUGAUGGAAGCUAAACACUUCAUGACUAAACAGGUCAAGGAAUACCAGGAGCUCAUGAACGUCAAGCUGGCCCUGGACAUCGAGAUUUCCACAUAUAGAAAACUGAUGGAAGGAGAGGAGGCAAGAAUCGGACACAAGGACGCUGUCAAUAUCCGUUCAGUACCCACUAGAAAUAUGAGCCCAGCACCCACCAAAGCCCCUGUUCAGCGGCGAAGGUCAGGCCCAGUUCUCAUCAAGACUGUAGAGACCCAAAACACCUCAUACAACUAAAGCAGAACUCAGACUGCAGCAAUCAGACCUGCCGGAUCCCCACAGCGUCCAGAUUAAAUCCUGAUGGUGUUUGUGGAAUGAGUCGUGUGUGUGUAUUUGUUGUUUGUGUUGGUCUCCUCUUGAACUGUGCAGGAAAAUUCAUCUGGAUGUCAACAUGUCUUCCUGUCCUUGGUGUCAUCAUUUAUUAAAAAAUGUCAUCUGCAUGGGUGCUUUCAGUGAACAUUUACCCGCCUUGUAAAAAGUUUAACCUGAAUUUUCAGUAUGCAGAAACUAAGAAUAUAUUCAAUGUUUUUCUUAUUAAGUGUGUUUUGCAGUGGUUGGGAAUUUUGUACAGAUCUCAAAGCUAUGUUAAGUAAAUAAAUUAUAUGAAUUUGU